AUGUGUAUGUCAUGGGACUCCUGUCCACCUCUGCAGAAGGACUGAGAGGAAAUGAAAGAGAGGGCACGAAACCCAAAGCUUCCUUGGCGAAACAGCUUACACAGAGAACAUAAGAUGAGAGAGAGUGAGAGAGAGAGAGAGAGAGAGAGAGCACUGCUCACCAAAAUGUUUUGAAGUUUGAGCUUUAAAACCAAACCAAAACCAUAAGUCACGGUGAAACAAAGGAACAAAUGAAAAGGAGGGACAAGCUUUGAACAACAGAGGUUUUGGGAUUGUUUGUGUGUGUGUGAGAGAGAAAUCGCUGGUAGUUUUUUGCGUGUAAAGAUCACAUGAGUAAUUGGUUGGGGUUUUCUCUGAGUCCGCACUUGAGAGUUGGUGAAGACUUUGGUAGAGAAGAUCAAGCUGCUAGUUUCUCUGUCAUGCCUUUGCUAUCUGAUGAAUCUCUUUGUGUUGCUGAUCCCUUUAGACGGCCAUCUAAUGGUACCCCAGACUGGAGAUAUGAAACCGAUAUGGAUGAAGGCAGAUUAAGUGAAGAUGGUCCAAAGCUUGAGGAUUUCUUGGGGUGUUACUCAAACUCACCUUCUGAUGAGACCGAAGUACACUGUCAGCAAGAAGAUCACCACAUUAAUCAAAACCAUGCCCAUGGAAUCAAUGCCAAUAUAGCACCUAGCUUCAACACUAAUAAAGAUAUAGAAACUGGGAAGAAUAGUCUCACAAGCCAUUCUUCUUUCAUCCAAAGUUACCAUUUCAAUGACAAUGCGCAAACCUUAAUCCCUAGUGACAGCCUUCAGCACUGUGAUCCAAACCCUAGCCAUAGCCAUAGCCAUAGCAACAACCAUAACCAUAACCAAGAAACUGGCAUGUACCAUGUGCCCUUUGAGAGUGCUAGUUCUUUUUCUGGGUUCAAGUCCUGGCUUAGGCAGACGUCUACACCAUUUUCUUCUAGUGGGGAGUCUCCAAAUGAAGCAAACAAUUGCAAUUUUCAAUCAUUAUCACUCACAGUGAGUCCUAGUUCUCAAAAUGGAUUAGUUGCUAUAUCUCCCUGGCAAGUGGUCGAUAACAGUACAAGGCCAGUUGCAAAAUCACUUGCUAAAGAACCAGUUUCUCGUAAAUCUAUUGAGACGUUUGGACAAAGAACCUCAAGAUAUAGAGGUGUAACAAGGCAUAGAUGGACUGGGAGAUAUGAGGCCCAUUUGUGGGAUAAUAGUUGCAGGAAAGAAGGACAAACAAGGAAAGGAAGGCAAGUUUACCUUGGUGGGUAUGAUAAGGAGGAAAAGGCAGCAAGGGCUUAUGAUUUAGCUGCUUUGAAGUAUUGGGGUCCAACAACGCAUAUUAAUUUCCCUGUGGGAACUUAUGAAAAAGAGCUUGAAGAGAUGGAGCACAUGACCAGACAAGAAUUUGUAGCCAAUUUGAGAAGGAAAAGUAGUGGGUUUUCAAGAGGAGCUUCUGUGUACAGAGGAGUGACAAGGCAUCAUCAACAUGGAAGAUGGCAAGCUAGAAUUGGAAGGGUUGCUGGAAACAAGGACUUGUACCUUGGAACAUUUAGCACACAAGAGGAAGCUGCCGAGGCCUACGACAUUGCAGCAAUUAAAUUUCGGGGUGCCAGUGCUGUUACAAAUUUUGGUAUAAGUAGGUAUGAUGUAAAGAGAAUUUGCUCAAGCUCUACACUCAUUGCUAGUGACCUAGCUAAACGUUCAUCAGAAGACUCGACCCCGACGACUCGCGAGGAUUGCAAUUCUUGUGCUUCAUCAUCGAUAUCUCCUCAGCCCCUGCUCGCCAUAGCAGGCUGUGAGGCCUCCGAUGAAUUGCCUGACAUGGUGUGGAGUGCAAAUACAGGAGAAAGUCAACAGCAACAAAGUGUUAACAAUAAUAACAAUGAAUCAAACACAGAUGGCUUCAAGUAGCAGGAAUUCCUCCAGUGCCUCGUCCAAAAUGCUCGGAUGGCUUAACCAGUGAUUUUGGCCAUGGAGGCGGAAGCUGCAAUUAGGGUCUCUUCCCGUUGCCGGGUGCGACGCACGAAGAUGAUAAUAAUGGAAACGAUUACGGAAGUAAUGACCAGGGCAUUGGCACAUCAAGCCCCAAAAAUGGCAUGACUAAAAAAUAGUAAAUCAAGAUGAGUAAAGAUUUGAGAACUCUAUACAAAGAAGUUAUUUACAGGACAAAAAUAGCUAGGCACGUAGGUGGUUAGCAAAUUGCAACAAGAAAUUAGAGGCGUUAAUAUUGUCUUGAACAGGGAUGCGAUGGUGGUGUUGGUUUUCUUU
Molecule: messenger RNA, 2261 nt
Organism: Populus euphratica (Euphrates poplar)
Lineage: Eukaryota; Viridiplantae; Streptophyta; Magnoliopsida; Malpighiales; Salicaceae
Product: AP2-like ethylene-responsive transcription factor AIL1
Exons: 9
Coding region: 330-1904 (524 amino acids)
Biological process (GO): regulation of DNA-templated transcription
Molecular function (GO): DNA-binding transcription factor activity; DNA binding
Source: RefSeq, a predicted model, not a curated record